UCCAAUCUCGGCACAAUAUUUUGUUAUCUCGAAUCUGCACUCUCCAAUCAGUGAAAGAAGACAGGCGCCCUAUUUUGCGGCCGACUGUAAUGGGAAGAUUGUUCAACCAAUUUCAGGACAAAAAGUGGCUGUGAAGAACACGGUUUGGCUGCAGCAGAUCCACAGAGAGGAGCCUGUUCACAUUUCACCGCUGGUGCAAGACAAUGGAGACAGAAAUCGAGCAGCAGGAAGAAGAGACCACGUUCAGCAACACUGACACUAACGGUAAACGCCCUGCCGAGGACAUGGAUGAGGAGCAGGCCUUCAAGCGCUCUCGCAACACAGACGAGAUGGUUGAGCUGCGGGUACUGCUGCAAAGCAAAAAUGCUGGCGCCGUUAUCGGAAAGGGUGGCAAGAAUAUAAAAGCCUUACGCACAGACUACAAUGCCAGUGUAUCAGUCCCUGACAGCAGUGGCCCAGAGCGGAUCCUGAGUGUGAGUGCAGAUAUUGACACUAUCGGAGAGAUUCUGCUGAAGAUCAUCCCUACUCUGGAAGAGUACCAGCAUUAUAACGGGAUUGAUUUUGACUGCGAGCUGCGUUUGCUGAUCCAUCAGAGUUUGGCCGGGGGAAUCAUCGGGGUGAAAGGUGCCAAGAUAAAGGAGUUAAGAGAGAACACCCAGACCACCAUCAAGCUGUUCCAGGAGUGUUGUCCUCAGUCCACUGACCGUGUCGUUCUGGUUGGAGGGAAGCCAGACCGUGUUGUUGAAUGCAUCAAAGUUAUCCUGGACCUGGUAUCUGAGGCUCCUAUCAAAGGGCGCGCCCAGCCCUAUGACCCUAACUUCUACGACGAGACGUAUGACUACGGCGGCUUCACCAUGAUUUACGAAGAGCGGGGCCGGCGACCCAUGGGGGGCUUCCCCAUGCGGGGCAGGGGGGGCUUUGAACGCAUGCCCCCCGGCCGCGGGGGCCGACCUAUGCCCCCCUCCAGACGGGACUAUGACGACAUGAGCCCUCGUCGGGGACCGCCCCCUCCCCUGCCAGGUAGAGGAGGGCGUGGAGGGAGCCGGGCUCGAAACCUGCCCCUCCCCCCACCACCACCCCCAAGAGGAGGAGGGGACCGGUUCUCCCACCAGAGUUAUCACGGCAACAUGGACGACAGACCAAACAGCGACAGGAGAGGAAGACCAGGAGACCGCUACAACAGCAUGAGUGGUGGAUAUGGUGACAACAAUUCUUCGUGGGAGCCCUUUCAGUCUGGUGGCCGAGGGUCAUACAGUGACAUCGGGGGUCCCGUCAUCACAACACAAGUGACCAUCCCCAAAGAUCUGGCCGGCUCCAUCAUCGGGAAGGGUGGCCAGCGGAUCAAGCAGAUCCGUCACGAGUCGGGAGCGUCCAUCAAGAUAGACGAGCCACUAGAGGGCUCAGAGGACCGCAUCAUCACCAUCAAUGGAACACAGGACCAGAUCCAGAACGCCCAGUAUCUACUGCAGAACAGGCAUGUGCUAGCACCCUUUCCUCUUCUCCGGUGAAAGCAGUAUGGUGGAAACCUAUUCAACCCGUCACCUAUCAGUGUGUGAAGCAGUACUCUGGUCGGUUCUUCUAAACAGGAAAGUGGAGUGAAGCCAAACUGCCAUGCGCAUUCUCUCCCUCAGAGCCAACAUUCCCCUGCUUUGGGUAGAUGUGCUCUCCCCCGGUCAUUUAACACACCAUCUUUUAAUUAGAAGAAGUUUGGAAAUUCUCUCAAAGCUGUUGAAUGAAUCCCUGUAUUUUUUUUGUGCUGCUUGUUUUUUUUUCUGGAUUCUUGUGCUGUUCUGUACUUGGAGUAAACUCAUGUGUUCUAUCUCUGCCUCCCCUGAGCCACUCCUCCCCCCAGUCAGUACAGCAUGCAGAAUGUAAUCUUGUUUUGUAAGGAACAUUUUAUGAUUAAAAAAAUAAAUGUA
This is a messenger RNA of Oncorhynchus gorbuscha (pink salmon), 1919 nucleotides long. RefSeq names its product heterogeneous nuclear ribonucleoprotein K-like. Gene Ontology annotation, molecular function: mRNA binding. The coding region runs from base 204 to 1508 and encodes 434 amino acids. NCBI's taxonomy places the organism in Eukaryota, Metazoa, Chordata, Actinopteri, Salmoniformes, Salmonidae. Gene Ontology annotation, cellular component: cytoplasm; nucleus. Gene Ontology annotation, biological process: regulation of mRNA splicing, via spliceosome; regulation of transcription by RNA polymerase II. The record is from RefSeq and is a predicted model, not a curated record. The transcript is spliced from 16 exons.